GUAAAUUCUAUAAACAUCAAGCCCUUUUCAUUACCGGCCACCAUCUAAACCACUCCAUUAAGUUUUCCCUCCCAUGAACACGACUAGACUUUUUCCUUUCUAGACAACCAAACAACCAAAAACAAACCCAGAGAAAGUGAAAGAAAAUUAGAUACAGAUAAAUAUACAUAAACCAAAAGAAAAAUUAUUAGGGAGAAAAAGAAAUGAAGCACAUUUUCAAGAAAUUACAUAUAGGAAGUGGUCAUGAGCCAAACCACCGACCGGACGAGACUCCUUCACCAUCACAAUCUUGCAGCUCCGAUCACCGUACUUCCUCCGUCAAUGCUCCCGCGAGUCCUCCUUCAACGUCUUCGUCACCAGUAAUUGCCACGACGAUUGUUACUUCUUCGGCGAUGAAUAAUAAUAAUAAUAGCACUAAUAAUAAUGAUAAUAAUACUAACAACAAUAAUAAUAAUAAUAAUAAUAAUCGUACGGAUUACUAUGCUUCAGAGGAAGAUUACCAGAUACAGCUAGCGCUGGCGCUGAGUGCGAGCGCGUCGAAUUCGGAGUUUAGAGAAGAUCACGAAAAUGAUCAGAUCAGAGCAGCGACGCUGUUGAGUUUGGGAGGGAAUCAUAAUAAUCAUACUCAUAAUCCUACUCAUCGGAUCGAUAUGCCCAGGAAUAAAGGAGAGCUUGCUGCUGAGGCCUUGUCUAGGCAAUACUGGGAAUACAAUGUGCUGGACUAUGAAGAGAAAGUAAUGGAUGGUUUUUAUGAUGUGUUCUCCAGAAGUCCAGUAGUCCAAGCAAAAAUGCCAUCUCUCACAGAACUAGAAACAAACCCUGGGAGUUCUAGUUUUGAAGCAGUAGUAAUAAACCGAGCAAUGGAUCAUGCAUUGGAAGAGUUGGUCCAAGUUGCACAAUGUAUUGCUCUAGAUUGCCCUGCUACAGAUGUUGGCAUUUUAGUACAGCGACUGGCAGAAGUUGUCACAGGACAUAUGGGUGGGCCAGUAAAGGAUGCUAAUAUAAUGUUGGCAAGGUGGAUGGAAAGAAGCACAGAUUUGAGGAAAUCUCUCCACACAAGUGCAUUGCCUAUUGGGUCGAUAGAUAUUGGUUUGUCUCGGCAUCGGGCUUUACUUUUUAAGGUAUUGGCUGACAAUAUAAGGUUUCCUUGCCGGCUGGUGAAGGGUAGCCAUUACACUGGUAUAGAGGAUGAUGCUAUCAACAUAAUAAAGUUAGAAGAUGAGAGGGAGUUUUUGGUUGAUCUCAUGGCAGAUCCUGGGACACUAAUACCAGCUGAUGUUCUGAGUGCAAAAGACACUACCUUUAAAUCAUAUAAUCCAAACAUAAAUAUAAUCGCCGGUCUUCAGUCUCCUAAUGAGUCUGAAAUUAUUUAUACAAGAUCAAGCCCAUCAUUUGGUGAAGGCAGUAGUCAGAACUCUUCAAUGGAUGGUAGUUUGCCUCUGGAUAGAAGGUCAAGUAAUGAAACUGCAGAAUCCUUGGCUUCAUUCUCUGGUGCUAGUUCCAAUGUUGGUGUUGGUUCUUCUGGAGGACCUAGUAAAGUAGCUUCUUCUAAUCAACAUGGUAAUAUUUCCUCCUUGGCUAUUGGGUACAAGGGGGGUCGUGGAACCCAUGCAGUUGCUGAUGCUGUGCGGAUGAAUGUCAAUGUGAUUCCAUAUGGUCAAAAUAGCUUGGAGGAUUCUAGAAACCUUUUUUCAGAUCUUAAUCCAUUCCAGAUCAAAGGAACAGGCAAAAGUUUCAUGCAUAACAAACCUGCUGAGAAUAAAGUUGAGGACUUUCAUGGGCAGAAAGAUAAUCUCCUUCCUGGUCGACCCCCUGCACCAUUGAAGUGGAAAAAUCGAUAUGCAUAUAAUGAAGUCCCUAGGAAAAAAGAAUAUGAUUAUAUAGAGGGUCUCUUUCCAGGCAUUUCUCGUGAACCAAAUGGCUAUAAUCAGUCAUCUUUGGCUUCAUCAAGUUCUACUAUGUCUGAGAAGGUAUAUCCUCAGGGUCUCAACUCAUCCAGUAGUUCAAAUACGUCCAGCAGAGAUGGUGAUGCUUGGAAUUCUUCUAGUGGUACCAAUUCAGCUUUGGCAUCUGGCAUGAAUCAAUGCUACAAGUCAUCUUUAGUUGAGGAAGCAAACUCAGACUUCAAAGAAGAAAGUCCUAGGGAUGCAAAGAAUUUCCAAAAUGAUGCAGAAGUGACCAUUAGAGAUGAUGAAAAUAAUGAAAUUGGUUUCCAAGAUCGUAGAAAGUGCACGCAUGACAGAUUUAUGGGGAUCAAUCUGAAACUAAAAGAAAGUUCUAGCUCAUCAAUUGAUUCCGGCAAAAACAAGGUUGAUCAAAUAUUUGAUGAUGUAGAUGUGGGUGAGUGUGAAAUUCCUUGGGAAGAUCUGGAUCUUGGUGAGAGGAUUGGACUAGGUUCAUAUGGGGAAGUCUAUCAUGCUGACUGGAAUGGCACGGAGGUUGCUGUGAAGAAAUUUUUAGACCAGGAUUUCUCAGGUGCUGCUUUAGCUGAAUUCAAAGAGAAUGAUCUGAACACAGUUACUUCUGCACUUCAUUUUCUGUAUGGUUUGAUUGUUGACAAGGAUGCUAAUGUGCGAAUAAUGCGGAGAUUACGCCAUCCAAAUGUUGUUCUCUUUAUGGGUGCUGUUACACGCCCGAAUCUCUCUAUCAUUUCGGAGUUUCUUCCUAGGGGGAGUUUGUAUCGGAUUCUUCAUCGUCCUCACUGUCAAAUUGAUGAGAAGCGUAGAAUUAAGAUGGCUCUCGAUGUGGCAAGGGGUAUGAAUUGCUUGCAUUCCAGUAUACCUACAAUUGUUCACCGGGAUUUGAAGUCACCAAAUCUUUUGGUUGAUAAAAACUGGAAUGUGAAGGUUUGUGAUUUUGGGUUAUCACGCUUGAAGCAUAACACCUUUUUGUCAUCCAAAUCAACUGCAGGAACACCUGAGUGGAUGGCACCAGAAGUUCUCCGUAAUGAACCCUCAAAUGAGAAGUGUGAUGUAUAUAGUUUUGGGGUCAUUCUUUGGGAGCUUGCUACGCUAAGAUUGCCAUGGAGUGGGAUGAAUCCAAUGCAAGUUGUGGGUGCAGUUGGUUUCCAGAAUCGUCGCCUCGAAAUUCCCAAGGAUAUCGACCCUAAAGUCGCAAUGAUAAUUUGGCAAUGUUGGCAGUCUGAUCCAAACGCCCGACCUUCCUUUGCAGAGCUCACAACAGCUCUAAAGCCAUUGCAGCGUCUUGUGAUCCCUUCACAUCUGGACCAACCAAGCUCGCCUCUGCAGCAGGAGAUCUCAGUAAAUUCUACACCUUGAAGUGUCCAAAAUACUCAAUUGUGAAUAAGGAGAUAUCUGUGUAUUUUGCCUUGUGGAGCUAGCUAGUGUAUGAAAAUUUUCGAUUAAAAGAAAAAAAAAAAAAGAAUACAAAAAACAAGAAGAGAUGCAAUAGGAGAAAAUGCAUAUAGGGCCAAUUUGUGUAAUUAAUGAAUUGCUACUGCACAGCCUAAAGAAGGUAGCAGCACUUCUUUUGUACAGUUGGGUGUAUGAGAGCAUGUGUAUUGAGAAAUUGGAACUUUGUAAUAUGUGUAUUUGCAGCAUAAUUACUGUAAUGGGAGUGAGUUCAUGUGCCUUCUCCGA
This is a messenger RNA of Ricinus communis (castor bean), 3599 nucleotides long. RefSeq names its product serine/threonine-protein kinase EDR1. Gene Ontology annotation, molecular function: protein kinase activity; ATP binding. The record is from RefSeq and is a predicted model, not a curated record. Gene Ontology annotation, biological process: protein phosphorylation. Bases 204 to 3278 code for a protein of 1024 amino acids. Lineage: Eukaryota; Viridiplantae; Streptophyta; Magnoliopsida; Malpighiales; Euphorbiaceae. The transcript has 14 exons.